This is a messenger RNA of Colossoma macropomum (tambaqui), 4212 nucleotides long. RefSeq lists its product as uncharacterized. The transcript is spliced from 11 exons. The record is from RefSeq and is a predicted model, not a curated record. Lineage: Eukaryota; Metazoa; Chordata; Actinopteri; Characiformes; Serrasalmidae. Bases 142 to 3477 code for a protein of 1111 amino acids.
GGAUCGUCCCGAGAGCAGGCUCCUAAAGCUCUUGAGCCCACUGAUGAUGAGCUGAUGGCAUGUGCCAUGGAGGUGGACAUACCAGCCCUUUAAAAAUGAUGCAGAAGAAGUUAAGCUCAUGAGGGAGAUGGGCUGCUGCCCAUGGCAGCAGGGCUGAUGAGGCGCUACAGUGAAGCUGGAGUCCUCCCGCCGAAGCUCCUGUACGUGGACAGGGACUGCUGUUCCGGAACAGGGAGGUCCAGAGCAGCGGCCAUGUUCCACGAGUGGGAGGAGCUGGUUGUCAGGCUGGACAUGUGGCACCUGAUGCGAAGGUUCGCGGUGGGUGUCACCACUGACAGCCACCAGCUCUACGGCCUCUUUAUGGCGAAGCUCUCUGCGUGCAUCUUCGAGUGGGAUGCAGCAGAUGUGGCUCGUCUGCGGGAGGCCGUGCAGGCGGAGAUGGAGGAGAAGCAGGGCAUCGUGGGCCUCAGCGAAGAGCAGCUCAACAGCAAGCUGACGACAAAGCUGCUUGCUCGGCACUGUCGGCGCCGCACGCGCGGUGCAGAGGAGACCGAGGAGCUUGUCCAUCAGCUGCUGGAGGCUUUCCGCGACGUGACGGACACGAUGGGCGUCCCCUUGCUGGACAACGAAAGGAUGGAUGUCAUCUGGAACAACCAGCGGCAACACCUUCGUUGCAUCCAGGAUCCUCCGGGACUCCAACUUUACACUAAGACGGGCCAGCUGACCAAAGGCGGGGUUGUCCUGCCUGUGUACCGUUGCGCACGGGGCUCCACCUCCCUCGAGUCGUUCCACCUACACCUCAAUCACUUCAUACCUGGCACUUCUGCAAAUGCAGAAAACUUUCAGGCGUACCUCCUGGAAGGCUUGGUGAGGUGGAAUGAGGACUGUGCAGCGGCAGCAGCGGUAGACCAGGCAGAAGCGGUAGACCAGGCAGAGCAGGUGCUGCGGUGCUACAGUGGCCACCUGCAGCACAACCUCAACCAGCUCAGCCAACAGCUGCUCAACCGUAAGCUGGUUGAGGACUACACAAAACCUGGAGAGUACACAGGAGAGCUGAUCGGUGUCGAGUACCUCUACUCCCAGCAGUGCAAGGAGUUGAGAGAGGACAUUGGUCGUGAUCCGGAUACUCCAGAUGGCACCCCAGAUGACGAGUCGGACUGGGAGGAUGAAGGGUUUGCUGAGGCUGUUCAUUUGGGUACGGAGGAAAGUGACCCCACCAUCGUCCCGCUUUCGGUUGAUCCCCACUGCAGCCUGCUGUCCAUCCGUGCUGCGGCAGAGGCAGGAGUACCUCCUCUGUCUGAAGACGCCCCAUCUGACCCGCUCCUUCCCUCCACCCCGAAAGCGAUGUCAGGCGGGGACGAUGAUGAUGGUGGCGGUGGUGGUGAUGUUAACGAAUUCACAGGGCUUGAUGGAGCACCUGGCUACGACCGCGUGGUCAGGCUGGCCAUGUACCUGGUGGGGCUGCGUGACGAACCCUGUUUCUCCAAAAGGCAUAUUGCUGACAUCGUCGCUCUCUGGAACUCCCUGCCAGAGGCUGACAAGCGACGUGUCUCUUACUUGCCGAGACACAGGGCGUGGCUCCUCGAGGGACGGUUCAAGGCCAGCCACUCAAAGACCACCGUCAGCAGUGGGACGGAGAGCUUGAAGCGCUGUUUGCUGGGCCAAGGCACAGGGCCUGCACAGUGGCCCCACGCAAGCCGCCUCGUGGAGGCCAUUUGCCUGCAGUUGUGUGAUAUGCACCCUCGUGGCCAAAAGAUCGCCGGCUUCAGGUUAAACCGCUGGAGUGUCGUCCUGCGGGACUACGGCAGGAUCAGGAGGCUGGUCCUGAACAGUCCUGGGCUCAUGCAGGCGACAGCGCUUCAGCUCUUCGAGAUCAAUCAGCGCACACUAUCUGUGUGGUAUAAUGAUUUGCAGAAGAAGCAGGAACUGGCUGUGCUGUCUAUGGAGAUUCCAGUCCCCAACCCAAGCAUGACAGCAGCCGUCCCGUUGACCGAGCCCAGGCAGAAUGUUCCGGAGCCUGAGCACCCGAGGUCUUUUGUGUUCGCCUGUCCUCCGGAUCUGUCUGGGCAAGCUGUGCGGCGAGGACAGCAUCCAGUUCCUGAAUAUUUGCAAUAUCUGGCGCCAGCACCGCAGCCCGCACCUCUGCCCUACCCUGCGCCAGCACCGCAGCCCGCACCUCUGCCCCAUUCUACGCCAGCACCUCUGCCCCGUCCUACCACCGCAGCCCGCACCUCUGACCCACCCUGCGCCAGCACCGCAGCCCGCACCUCUGCCCCGUCCUGCGCCAGCACCGCAGCCCGCACCUCUGACCCACCCUGCGCCAGCACCGCAGCCCGCACCUCUGCCCCAUCCUACGCCAGCACCGCAGCCCGCACCUCUGACCCACCCUGCGCCAGCACCGCAGCCCGCACCUCUGACCCACCCUGCGCCAGCACCGCAGCCCGCACCUCUGACCCACCCUGCGCCAGCACCGCAGCCCGCACCUCUGCCCUACCCUGCGCCAGCACCGCAGCCCGCACCUCUGCCCUACCCUGCGCCAGCACCGCAGCCCGCACCUCUGACCCACCCUGCGCCAGCACCGCAGCCCGCACCUCUGCCCCGUCCUGCGCCAGCACCGCAGCCCGCACCUCUGACCCACCCUGCGCCAGCACCGCAGCCCGCACCUCUGCCCCGUCCUGCGCCAGCACCGCAGCCCGCACCUCUGACCCACCCUGCGCCAGCACCCGCAGCCCGCACCUCUGCCCCUCCUCGCCAGCACCGCAGCCCGCACCUCUGACCCACCCUGCGCCAGCACCGCAGCCCGCACCGCAGCCCGCACCUCUGCCCACCCUGCGCCAGCACCGCAGCCCGCACUCGCACCUCGCCAGCACCACAGCCCGCACCUCUGACCCACCCUGCCCCGCACCUCUGCCCUACCCUGCGCCAGCACCGCAGCCCGCACCUCUGCCCUACCCUGCGCCAGCACCGCAGCCCGCACCUCUGCCCUACCCUGCGCCAGCACCGCAGCCCGCACCUCUGCCCUACCCCGCGCCAGCACUGGAGCCCACACCACCUCUGCUACUGUUCCAGCCUGCACCAGCACCGCAGCCCACACCACCUCUGCUACUGUUCCAGCCUGCACCAGCACCGCAACCCACACCACCUCUACCACUCCACCCUACACCUCUGCCCCAGCAGACUGUGCCACCGCCACCAUUUCCGCCCAUCCAACUGCCACACCUUCAGCCAGUCCAUGAUCCUGAAGGGAAAGUGUGGAGCAGGACCACUCAGUGGAGGAGGAGAAAGGCAGCCGAGGCCUUGGCGAGGCAGCAGGGUCUCCAUAUACCACCUCGCGUCACCCACACGCACUACAUCUGUUCCCAGUGUGGGCAGCCGAGGACAAGGCAGUUUGGGCAUAGCAGGAUGGGAAACAGAUUUUUCUGCUCUACAGCAGAGGGGAAGACUGUGGAGGAGUGGCGGGCUGAACAGGGACAUUAAGUUUAUAAUUAUUAUGUUUUUGAUUAUUGAUAUCUGCUUAUAAAUACACAUUGAAGAUCCUCUUAUUAUUAUUAUUAUUAUUAUUAUUGCAAUCUAUCAAGUUACUUUUAUUAUUUGCUUGUGUGGUAAGUACUUUUAAAAUGUAAGCACUAUUAUAUUUACUAUUAUUACCUAUCAGGCUACUAAUGUUAUUACUUGCACUUACAUAAAUGCUAGUAAUUUAAAUGUAAGCACUUCACUAUAUUAUUAAUACUGUUAUUGUUAUACACAUGCACUAAAACUAUUAGCAUUAUUGUCUACUAAUAUAAUAAGCACAAUUGAUUCAAUUACUUAUACAUGUGUAAAUAAACAUACAACUACAUUGAUUGUGCAUUUAUAAAUGUGAACCGUAAAGCUCAAACAUAAUACAAAUAUAAGGUCAUUUAUUCUAUAUGUGGAGUUAUAAUAUGAUCAUUGAAGUGUGUUAUUGAAUGCAAAUUUGAACCAAUCAACAGCAUAUAAUGUAUAAUGUGUUUUUAUUGCUAUUAUAUUAAGCAGUGUAGUUGAAGUAUUUAUUACUGCGUUCUAAAUUCCCAUUAUAUUGAUUUGUGCUGUGUUCUCAUCUAACUGCACAAAUUUCAUGUAUAUAGCACUUCUCUUGUUUCACAGAGGAACAUUUUUUUUUUUGUCCCAUCCACUUUAUACUUGUGUAAUAAGCAGUUCUAACAAAUUAUUAGUAUUAUUUAAACAUGUUGU